GACCAAACCCUCCCUGACUAAGUGGGCUGAUAGCUCCCGGCGCGCCUUCCCGAGUCACUGCUUAAGAUAGUUUUGUGAUUAAGCGAACUCGAACUGGAACUCGGACUGGAACUCGAACUUGAGUUCAAACUUGAAUUGAAGCUGAGCGAGUAAGACCGAACUCCGGGCCUGUAUCGAGCUUCCUUCCCAACCCUCCAGCAGCGUUCGGAAUCCUCGAAUCCAGGUCGCAUUGAAUUGAGAGAAUUUACAAUCGAACCUAACCCAUCCCUAAAACGAACAAUCACGCCGUCACCAUGGCAGGUGAAGCAAAGAAAAUCAGAGUGCUCGGCCUCCACGGCAUGGGAACAAGCGCCGGGAUUUUCAAGACACAGACAGCCGCCUUCCGCAGCAAGCUCCCUCCCAACUACACCUUUGACUUCCUGGACGCACCCUUCCGGACCGCCCCCGCGCCGGCCACCGACGUCUUCUUCACCUCCGACCAUCUCACGUGGUGGGAACACCCGACGGUCGACCACAUCCGGCGCGCCCACGCCUUCCUCGACAGCUACCUCGAGCAGCACGGGCCCUUCGACAUCCUCAUGGGCUUCUCGCAAGGCUGCUCGCUGAUCAGCAGCUACCUGCUCUACCACGCGGGCGUCACGCGCGGCGGCCCCCCGCCCUUCAAAGCAGCCAUCUUCAUCUGCGGCGGCGUGCCGCUGCCCGCGCUGGCCGACCUCGGCAUCGACGUCUCGCAGCGCGCCGAGCGGCUCGGCCAGAUGACGAGCGACCUGCUGCGGCAGCGGACGGGGUCGCUGGCGGCGAUGGCCGGCAACCCGGAGCUGAUCCAGCACGGCGUGGGCAUGUGGGACAAGGUGGCCGACCUGCUGCACGACCCGGAGGACAUCCCCGGCGAGACGGACGUCUUCGGCCUCGACUAUACGGCCAUGCCCGCCGACCUGCGCAUCCGCAUCCCCACCGUGCACGUCCUGGGGGGCAAGGACCCGCGCUGGCCCGCCGGCUGGCAGCUGGCGUAUUUUUGUGAUAAGAGGAAGACGUAUGACCACGGGGGCGGCCACGAUAUCCCCAGGACGUCUGUCGUGUCGGCUACGAUCGCUGGGAUGGUGGAGGAGUUGGCUAGCGAGAUACGGGGCGAGUGAGGCGUGCGCUGUGUGGGAGGGCGAUCCUCGUUGAGUUAAAAGGCGUUGGGUCAUUUUAAGGACUAGACGGGAUUAAGAACUUGAUAAAGGAGAUAGCAAUAGAGUUUGCUAGAGGAAUUAUACGUCUCCUUUCUGGGAGUGUAGGUAACUGCCUAGAUAGUGGAGUAAAGGCCCGGGUAGAGUGCACAGUUCGCAUGAGACCACACCCACUUACAAACUCGAAACACGGAAACAUAGGUAAGGCAGGGCUGGAUGAUGCGCGGGAGAAUAGGGUUACCUGGGGGUUGUUCGCUGUGGAUGGUGGUAGGUUGUAAACGCUUCCCUCGAUUCUCAGUCCUCGUUGUGGGAGACGUCGAAAGAUUUCUUGGCGAUCGUGGUGUAUAGGUAGUCAUCGUCCCAACUCCCACGCCAAAAGCCAGCUACUUUUAUUUGGCAGCGCUGUGAGACGGUGCUAGGUUCCUU
Chaetomium fimeti is the source of this 1598-nucleotide messenger RNA. Its product is annotated as serine hydrolase FSH. Gene Ontology annotation, molecular function: hydrolase activity. The coding region runs from base 294 to 1136 and encodes 280 amino acids. The transcript is spliced from 2 exons. The record is from RefSeq and is a predicted model, not a curated record. Lineage: Eukaryota; Fungi; Ascomycota; Sordariomycetes; Sordariales; Chaetomiaceae. Gene Ontology annotation, biological process: secondary metabolic process. Gene Ontology annotation, cellular component: nucleus; cytoplasm.